UACUAUCAAACGGGUCUUGCGCAUGCGUAGUAGUCAUCGGAUGAUGCUUGGCGCGCUUCCUGCGUGCUCUUGCAGAGUGUGCGUGCCUUCCGCUUAGUGCUCGUCCUCAUCAACAACAACAACAAUACCCGGACUAAGCCCUGUUCCCUUCCAACAGACGGACACCCGGUGGGACGCAGCCCUUACGGCCUGAGUGAAGAUGGCAGAGACAGUCAAGUACGUUGACGAUGAACAUAAGAGCAUCUUCCUGAAACUUCUGAACGAGCAGCGUCUGGAGGGCGAACACUGCGACAUCGCUGUCGUGGUGGAAGAUGUCAAGUUUCGUGCUCACCGCUGUGUCCUCGCUGCGUGCUCCCACUACUUCAAGAAGCUUUUCAAGAAACACGAGGUGGACAACUCGUCGGUCAUCGAGAUUGACUUCAUUCGCUCCGACAUCUUUGAGGAAGUGUUGAACUACAUGUACACGGCCAAAAUCUCCGUCAAGAAGAGAGAUGUCAAUCUGAUGAUGUCAUCAGGUCAGAUACUCGGCAUCCGAUUCCUGGACAAACUUUGCUCCCAGAAACGAGACAUGUCAGCAGAAGAGAAGGACAAGUUUCCCUACGACAUUGUGAAAAUGGCGCUGCCGCCUGAAGCCCAACUCGCUGCAGAUUCUGAGGUGCUCGGGGAACACGAUGACACGGGCACUGAUGACCUUGUGGAAGCAUCAGCCAAUCAGGAGCUGGAUAAAUCUCCCAGCGCUUCACUUCGAGUCCAGGAAGCUAUUCUGAAAGAACUGACUAAUGACGACGUGCACAAGGUGACCUGUUAUGACCAGGAUGUGGUAACAGAGAUGGAGGCGGAGCCUAAAGACCUUGGUUCAGAUCAUCACAGCACUCAGACACUAACAUUUACAGACAGUAUGGGCGGAGUCAAGGACGAGCAGCCGCCUGGUUGGACGACGACAAGCACCGAUAUGAAGUUUGAAUAUUUGCUGUACGGACACAGAGAACAAUUGAGCUGUCAGGUGUGUGGGAAGACUUUCCUGGAUGAGAGCAGACUGAGGAAGCACGAGAAGCUUCAUUCAGCAGAGAGACCUUUUGCCUGUGAGAUCUGCACCAAAGCUUUCACCACACACGCUCACCUGAAAGAGCACUUGAAGAUCCACACGGGCUUCAAACCGUACAGAUGUGACGUUUGUGGGAAGUCGUUCAUUCGAGCUCCAGAUUUGAAAAAACACGAGCGCGUUCAUAGCAACGAGAGACCGUUCUCCUGCCAGAUGUGUGAUAAGGCUUUCAAACACAAGUCUCACCUGAAGGAUCAUGAGAGGAGACACAGAGGAGAGAAACCGUUUGUUUGCCAAUCCUGCACUAAAGCCUUUGCCAAGGCGUCAGAUCUUAAGCGACAUGAGAACAACAUGCACAAUGAGAGGAAGCAGAUGAAUCCACUACAGAGCGACACAGAGACGCUGCAGGCUGCUGCCAUGGCAGCAGAGGAGCAACACAUGGACAUAGGCUCCGCCCCCUGACACAUGCUUAACACUAGUGCUACCUCAUGACACCAGAACAACAUCAGCUCCGGUCACUGACAUCUGGGAGACGUCAUCUGCUCCUUUUUUUCGCUUCUGCUUUUGUGGCAACAUUUUUUUUCUUCAUCAAAAACAGGAAGUGAUCAGAAUCAGUCAUGUGACACACACGGCUCAGACCAGGACUCACGCCACUGUUUCCUCAGUUGAUACAGACAUGGAAGUGAUGAAAAGCAAGAUGGCUAAGAAGAACACUGCCCCCUGAAGGACAUGUGACAGGAGCGCUUAUGUUUUGUUUUUUAACAACUGUCCUGCUCUCAUUCACAUCAGUUACUGUUGUGGUUUUGUUUGGAUUAAUUAGUUAUUUUUAAAUUAAAACAAAUCAAAUAAAAAAAUGAUACAAGUCUGUUUUUUUAAGCCAUCAAAAUGUUUAAUUUUUUUUUAAAGAACAUGUCGUGAAAUUUUUGUUUUGAGCCUCAGAGAAAUUUCCUAAUAUAAUUUAUUAAAAUAUGAAUGUCUGAUAUUAACAUGACUGUUUUAUCUAAAUCUGUCUAAAAUGUAACUCCAACAACUAACCCAAAUAUCUAACUAACCAUGAAAUUAUAAAACCCUAUCGAGCAAAGGGAUACACACCAUCCUAGCAAAGGGCAGGGUUGCUGCAGGUACACACACCACCACACACUCCUAGUGGCUUAUCAGAAGUAUUUCUAUUUAUUUAUUCUAUUUAAUUACAUUUUCAUAGAAAUUCCUCCAUGCUCCACUUUACCUUCUGAAUAUUUUAUAUGUAUAACAUAAAUAUACACAUAUAGACAUAUAUGUGUUUUCGAUAUAUUUUAUAUUUAGCAAAUUUUUUUGUUUUAUUGUUUUUCGUUAUCCUGCUGUUGUUCACUACAGUACACAUGAGUACUGGGUCCAGACUUUUCAGUUCUCUUCAAAAUAAAAGGCACAUGUACAGUAGAUAAUAGCAUCUUUAUUACACUGAAAUAUAAAAGUAUAUAUAUAUUUAUAUAUAUAAUUAUCACUAUCCUGGUGAGACAGGACAAAGUCAAGAAGACAACUUGUAGCCUCAGUUGUAGCAGGUUUCUCGUUGUCAUAUGUCAGAAAAGAAAAAAAAGAUUUUUUAAAAGAGUCAAGCGGGAAGGCCACAGUGAUGGGUUGCCAUUAACUUUGUGCACAGAUGUGUAUGAAAGGAGGCAAAAAACAAA
Molecule: messenger RNA, 2706 nt
Organism: Cynoglossus semilaevis (tongue sole)
Lineage: Eukaryota; Metazoa; Chordata; Actinopteri; Pleuronectiformes; Cynoglossidae
Gene: zbtb14
Product: zinc finger and BTB domain containing 14
Exons: 10
Coding region: 200-1504 (434 amino acids)
Biological process (GO): regulation of transcription by RNA polymerase II
Molecular function (GO): DNA-binding transcription factor activity, RNA polymerase II-specific; RNA polymerase II cis-regulatory region sequence-specific DNA binding; protein binding
Source: RefSeq, a predicted model, not a curated record